AUGUGUGGAAUUUGCUGUAUGUUAGUUUUGUCCCCCCAAAAUGCUCCUGUUAUUUUGGGAGAGGAAAUGCUUGAAUGCCUUCGACGAAGAGGUCCUAACUAUAGUCAACAGUUAUCCAAAGUGGUGCCUGAUCUGGGCUAUAGUUGUAGCUUUUCUGGUCAUGUGCUGCAUAUGAGAGGAAGCCUAAAUCCACAGCCCAUGCAGGAUGCUCAAGGAAAUCUCCUCCUUUGGAAUGGGGAGGUGUUUGGGGGUAUUGAAAUGAAACCUGAAGACAAUGACACUCAGAUUAUUCUUCAGCAUUUGUCUUCAUGUUACAGUGAAGAAGACAUUCUAUCUGUCUUUUCAGCUAUUCGAGGACCUUGGGCUUUUAUCUAUUACCAACCAUCCACUCAUUGUUUGUGGUUUGGUCGAGACUAUUUUGGUCGCCGGAGUUUACUAUGGCAGUUUAAAAAUCCCUACCUUACUCUUGUAUCAGUGAGUGCUUCUCUCCCAAACUGUCUAAAUGUCCCUUGGUAUGAGGUACCAGCACGUGGACUUUAUAAAAUUGACCUACAAAAACAGCCCAAUCCCAGCUGUCUGGCACUAACGUGGUACCCUUGGAAACAUGUUUCGACUGAAUGUGAAAUGGCUUCUCACUUACAAGCUCAGUUCAGUGAAGAACUUCCUAAUUUUGUUUCUGUGCUUUUGAAUGAAUCAAGGAUUUUCCUCAGAGCCCCCAUCAUUCCUAUGAAUUGCAGUAUUCCAGAUCCAUGUACAGAAAGUAAUUAUUCUGCAAGAAAUUUGACAAAUGUUGACAUGUGUCUUUCAGAUGAACACAAGAAAAAAAUUGUUCAUCAAUUUAUUGAUAUUUUGAAUGAAUCUGUUAGACGACGAGUGCUUUUUUUACCAAGGAACCUAAAUCCAUCUGAUUGUGCAGUGCAUAAAAUGAAUUCUGAUAAAGCAAAAGUAGCAAUUCUUUUUUCUGGAGGUGUUGAUUCUAUGGUCCUCUCUGCCUUGGCUGACCGACAUGUUCCUGCAGAUGAACCUAUUGACUUACUGAAUGUAGCCUUUGAGCAGCGAGAAAGGAAAAUGCAAAAAAUCUCAAAGAAAAAGCAGCGACAAAACAAUACUGCUGAUGCAUCAGAAAUGGAGACUUCAAAAAAUGACAGUGUUACUAUUAAGGAGAAAACUGCUUUUAAUGUGCCUGAUCGGAUCACUGGCCAGGCUGGUUUAAAAGAAUUACAAAUUAUAAAUCCUUCCAGACAUUGGAAUUUUGUAGAAAUCAAUAUCACAUUAGAAGAGCUGAAAGAAAUGAGACAACACCGGAUUAGCCAUUUGGUACAACCCCUGGACACUGUUUUGGAUGACAGCAUUGGCUGUGCGGUAUGGUUUGCAGCAAGAGGUAUUGGUAUUAACACCAGCAAUGAAGACAUCCAGCAGUAUAUCAGCACUGCUAAGGUGGUGUUGACUGGGAUUGGCGCUGAUGAACAACUUGCAGGUUACUCCCGUCACCGCAUCCGCUACAAAACAUCAGGAUUUGAAGGCCUGGUCAAAGAACUGGAGAUGGAACUUGAUCGCAUCUCCUCACGUAAUCUUGGAAGAGACGACAGAGUCAUUGGUGACCACGGGAAAGAAGCAAGGUUUCCAUUUUUGGAUGAAGCUGUGGUUUCCUUUCUAAACUCACUUCCUGUGUGGGAUAAAGCAGAUUUGACUCUGCCUCAUGGGAUUGGCGAAAAGCUACUCCUGCGAAUGGCUGCAAAAGAAUUGGGCCUCUCGGCAUCUGCCACUCUGCCAAAGAGAGCAAUGCAGUUUGGAUCUAGAAUCUCAAAGAUGGAAAAUCAUAAGGAAAAGGCCUCUGACAAAUGUAGCAGAUUACUGCAAAACAUGGGGGAUUAGUUGUCUUUGCUGUUUAACAGUAAAUAUUUACUCCAUUAACUGAAAACACAGCAAAAAUUGGAGGAUUAGUUGUUUUUGCUUGAGACUUCUAUUAUAAUACAUAAUUAUGUAGUUAAGUGAAUAAUUUAAACAGGUGUUGAGAUAUUCUGGAAUACUUGGUUGUUAAAAAAAGAUAGGAGCAUUUUUUAUCUUUCAAUAUUUUUCCUUUCUCCAGUCAAGCAACCGGAAAAUAUUAGCUGCACCCUACUUCAAACUGAUUUGGACAGAAAGUAAUUAAAUAUGCUAAGGAAACUCCUUGAGGCUAAGGGAAGCAGUUGGUCUUAUUCAGCAAUGUGUGUGCCUUUACAUUUGAUUUGAAUAAGUGCUAAAUCUGGCACUUUGUUUUUAAAUAUGGUCAAGGUACCUCAAUAUUUUAAUACAUUAAUGACAUGGAUAUCCCAGUGAAUUUCUAAUAGAACUUACAUAUACAUUUGGUAUCUCUAAUGUUACCUUUUAACAUUAAUGUCAGUUAAUUGAGUGACCCAGUUUCAUAUUUCCACUGUUUAACAGAUACAAGAAGAAAACAUGGGGAUUAAAAAUAUUCUCUGACACACAAUUUGUGCUGGGAAUUAAAUGUAAGAUUUCCAGCACUUACUGCUCUAACUAGUGUGCAAACUAGUGUUAUAUUGCUGAGUUUAUUUUACAACUAUUAGCUGUAUUACUUUGCAAUAUUAAUACAAAUACUAAUUUACAAAACCAAUCGUGCAUGAACUGUUGUUUUAGAUAUUGCAGAAGUAAUCACAAUAUAUUGGUGUUUGCCAUUAUUACAUUGUGGAACUGACAAACAUUAGUAUUUAUUCUGUUUGAUCUGCACAACUUGGUCCUGAUUCAUCUGUUACCCACUGUUUGUAGUCUGCUGUUUCAACCUCAUAUUUUAGUUCUAUCUUGUGAGCACAUACUCAGGGUUUUUGGCUUGUACUGUCCGUUGAGCUCUCUCUGGUGAAGCAGAUUUCAGGUAGAUCCGUGCCCUUUGUACCUGGUUCCGUGUGGCCUGCAUGUUUAUCUGUCCUUAAAGAUAAUGGAAGUUUCAUGUAGAUGUGUAGAAAUACCGAAUCAUUUAUGGGCAAUUCAGCAUACCUUUGCAGGUCCCACUCUACAACUUUAAUUGGAGUGAGCCAAAAUCAAUAAUUUACAUGAACUUCAGCUUCUUAUGAACUUAUGACACUAUCAUUUCUGAAAAUCUUGUGUAAAGGUACAUUAAGUCUGAGUGA
Molecule: messenger RNA, 3125 nt
Organism: Mobula hypostoma (lesser devil ray)
Lineage: Eukaryota; Metazoa; Chordata; Chondrichthyes; Myliobatiformes; Myliobatidae
Gene: asnsd1
Product: asparagine synthetase domain containing 1
Exons: 3
Coding region: 1-1875 (624 amino acids)
Molecular function (GO): asparagine synthase (glutamine-hydrolyzing) activity
Source: RefSeq, a predicted model, not a curated record